Molecule: messenger RNA, 9834 nt
Organism: Hippoglossus stenolepis (Pacific halibut)
Lineage: Eukaryota; Metazoa; Chordata; Actinopteri; Pleuronectiformes; Pleuronectidae
Gene: hic1
Product: hypermethylated in cancer 1
Exons: 2
Coding region: 270-2561 (763 amino acids)
Biological process (GO): regulation of transcription by RNA polymerase II
Cellular component (GO): nucleus
Molecular function (GO): DNA-binding transcription factor activity, RNA polymerase II-specific; protein binding; RNA polymerase II cis-regulatory region sequence-specific DNA binding
Source: RefSeq, a predicted model, not a curated record
UCUUUAAAGCCAGUGGGGACUCGCUGCCGUUGGGUGUCGCUGUGCGCGUAAAGUCUCCACCGGCAGGUUUUGGUCCGACCGGACCCAACAACAGUCUGAAGUGUCAGAGUGUCGCUAACACGUGAGAAACCCAGUGUAUAGAAGAGGCUGAAGGACGGGGAAAGAGGGGGAGAGAGAGAGAGAUACAGGGCCGCAAAAUUACGCGGAAGACGAGGCUUUUUUUUUGUUGCGGAGGAGCCGGACGUGGAGGAAACGGCGGCAGAUCUCUGAUGAGGGAAUGCCGAAAAGGAGAGCAGACACACGGCCAGAGCACCAGACAUGAGUUCGAGAUAUCUCUCGUUGCAGGUGGCGGACUGAAGACGAUGCUGGAUGCCAUGGACGUUCCAAGUCAUGCUAGGGAUCUCCUCCUGCAGCUCAACAGCCAGCGCACCAAGGGCUUCCUGUGUGAUGUUAUCAUUGUGGUGCAGAACGCCCUCUUCAGAGCUCACAAGAACAUUUUGGCCGCCAGCAGCCUCUACUUGAAAUCGUUGGUGGUCCAUGACAAUCUCAUCAACCUCGACCACGAGAUGGUGAGUCCAGGCGUGUUCAGGGUCAUUCUGGACUACAUCUACACAGGCCGCCUUACCGAGGGAGACCCCACUUCUCCAACUGAACCCAAUCUGGGGGCCGUCCUGGCAGCAGCUAGCUACCUUCAGCUGCUUGACUUAGUGGCGUUGUGCAAAAAGAAGCUGAAAAGACAUGGCAAGUACCCGCCGCGCCUGGGCCCUGCAUUUCUGCCCUAUCCAAAGAUGGGACCAAACAGCAUGGGGUUAGGGAGUGGUGGCAGGUACAGAGUUUCUACUCCAGUCAUUCAACCCUGCCCUCCAGGAGGAAUUUUGAAUAGCCAUGCACCCCGGGCACCACCACUAGAGGAGCUAAUUCCCCAUCGAUUAGCCAUCCAUGCUGGGGAGUUGUAUGCUCCCACCUCCACCCAGGGCUCUCAGGUGUUCCCGUCCCUGCAGUCAGCUUUGCCUGCCCAACUUGGGCGUUCAGCCCAUCCCGACAGGAACUGCUCCCCCAACUAUGGCCUUGAUCUCUCUAAGAAAAGCCCCAACUCCCAGUCUCAGCACACUCACUCCCAUCUGGCAAACAGUCACAACGAUGAGGAGCGAGACGGGACUCUGAGCGGCCGCACUAGUCCCAUGCAGGGGACGAACGGCAGGGCCUUCCCCUCUGAAAAAAUGGAGUGCACCGAUCAGACAAGCUCCCUCACUCCUCCACCUUUUUCCCAUCUCAACCAGUCCCUUGGCCCCCAUCAUCCCCACCUGCACCGCUCAGGCACCCAGGGCACAGAUCGCUACCCAUGCCCCCCCAGCCCUGACACUCCCACGGAAGGUGGCGAGGCAGGCAGGGAAAUGGGCAACAUCUACCGCUGGGUGAAACAUGAGCCACUGUCAUAUACAGCUGAAGAUGAAGAUGAGGACGAGGAUGAGGAGGAGGGGGGUGAAAACGUAGACCAGCAUCACAACCACCACAAGGUUGGGGAGGAGAGUGAAGGAGCAGAUGACAAGAGCGGGUCUGGCACAGAGGAGACGGGGAGCAGUGAAGGCCGCCCCUCCCCUACGGGACCAAUGGGGAGGUUCCACAUGCCGUAUGAGCCAGAGAGCUUCGGGGACAAUCUGUAUGUCUGCAUUCCCUGUGACAAAGGCUUCCCGAGCUCAGAGCAGCUCAAUGCACACGUGGAGACACACACAGAGGAGGAGCUGUACGGCAACUCCGGUGGGGAGAUGGGAAACAGCAAUAACAGCAGCACCAAAAACAUCAGCAGCAAUACAAACGGCUACGGGAGCCUGAACAGCAGCAACAGCUUGAACAGUCUGUCCCAUCUGGAGUCCAAGUCAAGACAGGGGCUGAAUUCAGGGGCCCUCGGGGAGAUGAUGCGACCCUACCGCUGUUCCAACUGCGAAAAGUCCUACAAAGAUCCAGCCACUCUGCGGCAGCACGAGAAGACCCACUGGCUGACGCGGCCGUACCCUUGCAGCAUCUGUGGCAAGAAGUUCACGCAGCGUGGUACCAUGACGCGCCACAUGCGUAGCCACCUGGGCCUCAAACCUUUCGCCUGCGACUCCUGUGGCAUGCGCUUCACCCGCCAGUAUCGCCUCACUGAGCACAUGCGCAUCCACUCUGGGGAAAAGCCCUACGAAUGUCAGGUGUGCGGGGGAAAGUUCGCCCAGCAGCGCAACCUCAUCAGCCACAUGAAGAUGCACAGCAGCGGAGGGAGUGCGGGGGGCCUGACCGCAGAUCUGAAACUGAAGCUGGACUUUGCAGAGGGCAUCUAUCCUCUGAGUAAAUACACAGCAGAGCACCUUGGGCUGAAGCAGGAGAAGGCCAAUGAACUUCACAUCCAAGCUCAGCAGCUGGUGGCUGGCGGAAAGGCCUUGGAGAGCCUCUACCCGCUGUCCAAACUGGCCGCGGAGCACCUGGGCCUCAUCCACGACAAGAUGGAUGUCCUGGGCCAACCCCUGCCCGCUCUCUCACAGGCCCUUGAAGCCCGCACCAUUGACCGCUACUCACCCAGCUAAGACAUGUGACCUGUCGCCAAUAGGUCUGUGUGCACACACAACUUGCAGUAUUCUAAAGCCAUUCACCUCAGUAUCCUCCUCUGCACCUCAGACUCAGGCCAAAAGAAACUGGUCUGCUAAUGCACACCAAAACAUUUAGACUGUCAGUGCCUUUCUAUGCAUCUAAUGUAUCUUAAAGUCCUCCUUCAUAAAGGAAGUCUGUGCUAUUCCAUGACCAAGAGACACUCACUCAAAGAAGUACAGUAUUUAUGUACAGCGUAUAUAUGCAAACAAACAUUUCUUCUUUUUUUUUUUUUUCAGCCAUUGAGCCACAGUUACAAAUUGAAAACCAAAAAUGAAAUUGUUUUAUUUAUUUUUGUAUCAUGAUGAAAUCCAAAGAGAAACUGUUGCAAGGAAACAUUGCAAUCAGACCCUAAACCUGUGUACUAUUGAUUAUCAUCUGUGUACAAGAAAUGACAAAAAAAAGCACAUAAGGACAAGAUCCAGGGUUUGUGUCCAGACCUGAGCGGAACUUUUAUCAAAUGAAUAAACCAGCUCUCCUGGACUUUAAAGUAAUGGGAGGAUAUAUAUAUAUUUUUCUUCUUGUUUUUUUUUUUCUUUUCUGUUUGUUGGGGUACUGGACAAUGUAUGUAUCUGACCCUCCAGCUUCUCCCCACCGUGUUCCCUGCAUCCCAAGGAAAUAGCUCAACAAUAAGAGCAAUCGCUUCAGCAUUGUCUCCUCUGCUCUGUUUUGACCACAUGUUUUUUAAAGUAACCCACUCCCCUUCAUAUUUGUGUGUACAGGCUCACGCUAUGUGACAGCAGCGGUAGCUUAAGCAGCCGUACACUCAGAGCGUAACCCUCCUCGAGCUAAAACUUCCUUUGCAGCUUGACUGACUUCCCACAGCUCUCACUUGUUAUUGAGAUGCAGCAAGCACGGCCCUGUGAUCUCAUAGCUGGGACAUGAUUGCACAUACCCAACUGAUGACACACUAAUCCCUGCAUCUCAUGGCGUAGACGACGCAUGGGUGUUGCCUCUGACAUUGUGUAAUAUUUGCAGUUACGGAUGCAGCUGAGGCUCGGACCGGGUCACGAGUUAAUGACACAGAGAUCUGUCAAGAGCAAUUACUCCACUCGCAGCGUGAUGAUUAACGGUGGAGCGGCAGUAGUCAAAUGCCGGGGUUGGACGCCGCUCUGAUCCACUGUCCAACCUCACAUCUGACCUCCCUCCCCCUGUAGUCUUCUGUCUGGGAGCCCUGCUACUGUUGACAGGCCAAAGUCAAUGCUGUUCCCAGCCCUUUGCCUUUAAAAGUGCUCCACACGACACACACACACACACACACACACACACACACACACACACACACACACACACACACACACACACACACACACACACACACACACACACACACACACACACACACACACACACACAGAGCGAGCUGCUAAUCUGUCAGUCAAAUGAAAAUAAGAAGGGGGUUUGUGUGUCUUCCCUGGAAGGAAGCUGACGGGUGAACAGCACUCCCCAGCUGCCGUGGCUCAGUAAUCCCUGUGAAAUCUCACUUUCUCCUGGACAAUUCGCACUGCUCGCCAGCAUGAUGUCCCAUUUCAUGCCUGCCAUCUUACCCCUCUGAUCCACUUAUUAACAUCACAUCCCAGCUUAGCAAGUGUCCCCCCCCCCGCCCCAGCCUCGCCUCCGUUUUUUUUCUUUCCCCCUGCGCUGGUAUCAAAUGUGGAAACAGAGAAAGACAUAUUUCUGUGUUGGCUGACCGGCGGCUCCUCCAGCUUGACAACAAAAGAGCACUUAAAGGUUGUGGGGUUGAAGGCACAUUCUUGUCUUUGAAUGUUUAUUCCAAAGAGCACGCUGCCCUCUUUCUAUUUUGUAUUCUAACACUUUUCCUGGUCCCUCAGAUAAAAAAUGUCUGACCACUAUAGUGCCAACGCCAACCUCAGUGGGUGAAUGUGAAGACUAAAGCCAUAAAUACACUGUGAUAGACGUAGUGACUCUUAAAGGCUUAAAAACAAACACAGACAAUGUGCCUGACGUUUUGGGAUUGUUUUUUUUUUUCUUCAUGUACAAUAAUUUAAGGGCUUCUUUUUCUGUAGCAUAUGAUCAUAUCAGACACGUUGUUUCCAGUCACUUACUUUUCUUUACUUCAUUUUGAUUUGAGCUGAAAGCAGCGCACGUGAAACUGGUGCUUUACCUCAGGACUGAACCCAGCAUGGGGGAAAAGCUAAACUUUAGUCAACCCUCAGAUAACAACUUCAUCACACACACACACACUUUUUUUAAAUUUUCUUAUUUACAGGGCGGUGGUCCUGUGUUAAACCUGUGGUUAUUUCUGUGUGUAUACAUUUCUUGUUACAGUUUAAUGGUGGAGAGAUAACAUGUGAUAUUAACAUUUGUGUUGUUAUUUUUUACUAUGCGGUAUACAUUUUCUAUUGUGUUGUCCUCAAAGAGGCUUGUGUCGGUCUGACCAAUUCCAUUGUUAUAACAUGAGGCAAAGUCAUCUUGGUAGUAUCUUAACUGGCUGUUUGUGAAUUUCCGAACCACAUGUUAGUGCGCAUAAUGCCAUUUUCUUUUUCUUAUUUUUUUUAUUCCAACCACACGUACAGUUAAAAUCUAAGUGACGAGUGUAGAGCUUUGAAACUUUGGUUUGCCCACAAGACACGACGCAGCUCUCUGCACAGAUAAGCAGUGGCUUUUCUGGGCGAGUCAGAAAAACGACUCUCAGAUUGUUUGACCCCGUUUCUCCAGAGGUUAGUGAACUUUUGAUGAGAGUCAGACUGAGGCCGCACACGCACACAAACACACAGGAUGCCUGCUUGUUUUCGUUGAUACUUCAAGUUUUGGGUUUGAAGAAAUAAAGAAAGAUAAACUUCAGAUCAAACAUUAUUAACCGUAGCAACUCAGUCCACAAACAUGCAUACGUGUUAGAAAACGUAGCAACGGGCGGAUGUCAGUCGUGGGAAUUUCUCACUCCCUCUCAUUCAGGAGUUUAAAUGAAAAUCUGUCUCCUCCUUCCCCUGCCUUACACCCUUAAAAUAACAUGAUUUGUUUCCACUGUCACUUCAAAUCUGUGCAGGAGGGAAGAGCAAGAUAAUGGCUGAACGUUUCUGUAGGAUGUGCACUCCUUGCCACUUGUUUAAUUGUGUCAAUGUGUACGACGGACGGACGGGCGGACGGGGGAAGGUGGUGUGUGUGCAUAGCGAGGGGAAGCGUUUUCUUGUCUGUUUGUGUGUCCCUAUGCUAUUUAAGCAUAUAAGCGGCUGUUAAUGCAUGUCCUGGGAAUAGGGCUGGUGUGAAGGAGAAGAGCUGAGGAGCAGGAAGUGAACUUUUGGCUGGUGCGCUGCGCCGAGCAGGAUGUGCCGUGUGUUUCUGCUCAGAGGCAGAUAGAGAGACGGAGAAUGGGGAGGGAGAGGAGCAGGGCGAGCGCAGCAGGGUGGACAUGAGCCAUUGUCUCAGUAUGAAAGCCUGGUCGUACUUCUGAAACCCUCCAUUCAGAAAACAAGUAGACUGUAUCUUCUCUUUUCCUUCCCCUCGCUGCUCUCUGGGAAUAAACCCCUGCUCAGUAUCACGGUGAUACGAUGUCGUGGCCUUUCAAGCGCUGCACAGUGAGGAAGCCAUUCAGACAUUUUGUUACAAUUUGAGGAUGUUGUGGAUUAAUUUUUCUGGCAUCCCUUUGGUCACAGGAAUUCAUCAGUGUUCUCCCCAUAAAACAUGUGUGACAGAGCCGAUCAAUAUGAAGGUCAUAGAAACUGUAUUGUAAAUCAUAAUUUAAAAACGUAAAAAAACAAAAAACUGGGUCUGUGGUUGAUUCAGUUUGUAAAAUUAGGAGAGUCUUGUUUUAAUUUACUGGUGCAGCCACUCACCCCAUGGGGGUUUAAUGCCAUGUGCCUUUUCUGAAUGUUAUUUAUACGACACGUCAACUCAGAAAACCUCUGCUUCCCAAAGUGGUUUGGAUGAAGAUGUUUUGAAAUAAAUAAAUUUAGUUUAGUCACAUUAAUUACCACAAUGAAAAUAAAUGAAUGCAAAACAAUAAAUAAAGGAGUGCUGUAAAACAAGCCACCAACCUCGAGAUGUGAGCUUAACUUUUUUAAAUUUUAUUAUAUCAAAUUCUUAAGUCCAUUUCUUUCCUUUUUAAUGAAAUAGCAGCCGUCCCCCUUUUAUAACACCGACAUGAUAGAAUUAAAAAAGCAUCUGGAUGAGGCCAGUGUCAACCAAAAGAGAGGUUUGGAAUGACACCACAAAAAAAAAAGUAAAAAUUCAAAGUAUGUAUCUAAGUUUUCCACCAGCGGCAGCAGGCCGAGGUCACCUAUGUGUAGAGUCCCGAUCCGCAAUCAUGCUGUUUGACAUUUAUUGUGUUUCCCGCUGUGUGCCAGAAGGACUGAAGCGCUUCCCAGAUGCUCAAAACAAAACUCGCUGAUCAUCUUUGUAGUUUCCACGGGACGCAUUGCGGCGCGAGGCCUCUGACCGACGUUGCCUUGUUAUGAAAGUCAUAUUCUGUGUGGUUGACCAUGAGAGUGCAGCGCAGACGUGCCACUAUUGUCCAAUGUGAUGAUCAUUUUUAUGAGCAAGCCAAAAAUUAUUAAUAUUCAAGCCAUAUUUUGGCUGUGAAACCAAAAACUUUGGUCAGAAAUACAAGUGUGCCUUUGGUAUAAGGAGCAUUCAGUGACUUUUCAAUACUUUGUAUGAGUGCAUGCAUAGGUGUGUGUGUGUGUGUGUGUGUGUGUGUGUGUGUGUGUGUGUGUGUGUGUGAGAGUGUGUGUGUGUGCACCUGCCCAUCUACAUGUCUCAGCGUCUUUCCCACAGUGCAGCAGGGUGAAGUACGAUGGAGAGAUUUGACACUUUCAGAGUCUUUAUUACAAGCAGCUGCUUUAGAUUUAUUUCCCUGAACUGCACUUUUCUGGAAAAAUCAUUGUAUUGUGAUUUUUUAUUACUCUUACGAUCCCCUCGAAGUCCCACAAUUGCCUUUUCCUCUGGCACUCUGCUUCCUUCGCCUUCCUCCUCUUCCUCCCUCCAGUGCAGAGCCCGGCCACGUUCGCUCACCGCCCUUGUUCCCUCAAAGCGCAGCCUUCCCCCUCACCUCUCUCUGUCCCCUCUCUCCUCUUACACUCGACUCCAACCGCUGACCCACAGCGCCCGCCGCCUCCCCCCCCCUCCCCUCCCCUGAUCCACUUACUUCCAGCUGUUUUUCAUGCUGAAGAAGACAGUUGUCUAAAUGUUUACGUGAAGAGCUACUUUCUUUUUCUUUAGGCCCUGAUCAAUUUCCAAAAUGAACUUUGUGGCAUGUGUUAAAAUACAGCAGAUGAUGGGCCAAAUCUAAAAGUCUGACAUCGUUAUUGUAUUCUGAUCCCGGGGGCCAAGAAACGGCUUACAAAGGGGAGAUUAAAGACAGCACAUCAUUGUAGAGGAAAUGCAGAAUAAUGUGAGGGGAAAUGUUCGGGGGAAAAUAUGCUCAGAAAGAUGCCAGUAAAGUAAACAUGUAUGAAAUUGCACAAUUGAGCCGGGCCUCGGCUGCGCCAGCCAAGUCAUGCGCCGGGAUGGAGGGAACAAGUGAGGGAGAAGGGUUGAGAGGUAAAGAAGCAGAAACACAGAGACAAAUAGCUUUGUGCUCGAUGGUCAUAACCUUCACUUAAUAACAAAGAGAAACUGGUGGCGUUGUGUUUCUUCACCUCUGUUUUUUUUUAACCUCGUUCUUUGAGCUAAUUCAUCCCCCUCCUUUUUCUUUUUUUUUUUUAAAGGAAAUUGUCUUGAAAGGAAAGUUUUUAUUUCCUUUUCAUUGUUCAUUUCUGCGGGUCAUGCCAAGGUUUCUUCACGUUCAUGUCAGCAUGCCCCCUGAGAAGUCAUCCUCUUCCCAGACCGAACAAUUAGCACCCAAUCAGCACAUGACCCACAGUAGGCUCUUUGUAGCUGAAUAUAGGGGAAGGGGGCUCUGGCUGCCCAUGUCCUCCUCCUGCAUCUGUUCAGCCUGCAUCUCUGUUUCUGUCACACACACACACACACACACACACACACACACACACACACACACACACACACACACACACACACACACACACACACACACACACACACACACACACACACACGAUGUGGACUGAGGUUUGAAUCUUUUGGUUUACAUUCUACAACGUCUGCUCCAGCAGUUAAAGUCCAAAAGAAAAAAACAAAGAGCAAGACAAAGGACAAACCAAGAGUUUGGAAGAGUGAAAGUUGUCAGGGAGAAGAUUUGAUUGUACACACACACACACACACACACACACACACACACACACACACACACACACACACACACACACACACACACACACACACACACACACACACACACACACACACACACACACACACACUCACACACACAGCUGGAUGGCAGACUUCUGCUUCAGAUUAGGUCAGAUUUAAUUAGGUUGCCCUGCUCCGUUUGGACUGUCGCUUCUUGUAGAAAAAACCAUUAUUAAAGAGAAGGCGAUCCCGCUGACGGCUUCCACCCAAAACACACCGAAACCUGUGCCAAGAUAGAGCCUCAGGGUCCACACACACACACACACACACACACACACACACACACACACACACACACACACACACACACACACACACACACACACACACACACACACACACACACACUCGCACACAAAAGCAUUGAUUCUGGUUUUGGAAAAAGGUUAUGUGAAGAAAUGAUGGAUUAUGAUCUAAUGAAGAUCACUGUGAUGUUUUGAGGUGGUUUUCCUCUACGACUGAUUGUGGUUCAAGGAAGUUCAGCAGCAACACAGACCGCCACGCAGACAGUGGUAGCUACAGAUAGAUGGAAAGAAAAACACAUACAUCACACAUUUACAGUGGAGAUGAGAUUUUCAGUGGAAGACGGGAUCGUAUUUCAGCACAAGGCAGAUGUGCGUGAAACACGAUCAAUGUCCAGUGUUUCGUUUUGUGCUUUUACAACAGUUUAUACCGUGAAAACAAUUAAAAGCAAUACAUUAAACCAAACAGUAUUUUUUUUGUUUUCAAUUUUUUUGCCUUUCAUGUCAAUAUUGAUUUUACUUUGCUUUAGUGAAAUGAAUGUAUUUAUUGCAUGUCUACAUGUUUUAUAGUUAAUUUUUCUUGUGUAAAUUUCAAUUGUGGGUUUUUAUGAUAAUUUCAUUUAAUUAUGGUGUCUUGAUAAAAUCAUGUUGAUAAGGCUUUUAUUUUUUUUAAAAGCCAAUGUGAAAAAAAAUGUCAUGUUUUUUUUGUUUGUUUCUAUACUCAAAAUCAACUUGGCAAUAAAGUGAAUUGCAUAAUGGA